Messenger RNA from Odocoileus virginianus texanus, 7151 nucleotides. NCBI's taxonomy places the organism in Eukaryota, Metazoa, Chordata, Mammalia, Artiodactyla, Cervidae. The record is from RefSeq and is a predicted model, not a curated record.
CGCGCUAACCUGCGCCUGCGGGCCCCCGGCCCAGAGAACAUGACCACGGCGCAGAACGGCCACGGGUGCGGAGCUACGGUCCCUGGUUCCAUCCCUGACCCCAAGGACCCUGGCAUGGGAACCCACCCGGCGUGCCGCAACGGCGGCUGCAGCAGCGGCGGCGCGGGCGCCCGGGAGGCGCGGCUCAGCCCGGCCCGCAUCCUGCGCCUCUUCUCUGCCGGCCCGGGCAGGACGCGCGCCGACCGCGAGCGGCCUCGGCCCGCCGGCCUCGUGGGCAGCUCCUCCACGUGGAACGCCCUGGCCUCCUUCCGGAAAAUGGGCUCUUUCAAAAAACUCAAGUCCUCGGUCCUCCAGGGCAUUCAAAACCGGGAGGGGUGGGAUGCGGCGAAGGAAGGAACCUCGGAUCGAGACCCGGGCAAGUCCAUCCCCAACGGCGCGGCGGCAGGGGCCCCUGCGGGCAGGUGCGCCCUGGGGCCCGGCUUCGCCUCCGACGGCUCGGACCCGGAGGAGCCGGACGACGGCUUCGCGCGCGGCGCCCUCCGGUCGCGGAGCCUCCGUCGUGCCUACGGCCUGGGGCGCAUCCGCCUCCUCGAUCCGGAGCCCCCCGGGCCUGUGGCAUGUGAGGCCCCAGAGCCCCCAGCGCGCGAGCCCGAGCGGAACGGUGUCUGCCGGCGCAGCAAGAGCACGGACAGCCUGACCUUCCUCGGUAAGAGCUCCUUCCGAAGGAAGUCCGCCUCGCACCUGGCCGAGCUGCGGAGCGCGCAGGAGGGCCGGGGGCCCCGCAGGACGCUGAGCGGCUCGUCCGCCGACUCCGACAGCUCAGGUGGGGCCCCCACGAGGUCCAGGCGCUGGAGGAGCCCGCUGCGGGUGCCGGACCUGGCCCGGGUGCUGCGGCUCUCAGGGGGUGGCACGGCCGGCCGGACCGGGGACCCCGGGAGCGCAGCGUCCGGGCCACGGCCGCUCAGCCGGCUGCACGAUGACUAUUCCCGCCGCGCGGCUGCUGGCCCCGAGGGGCGUGGACGGGGGCGCGCGGAGCCCCGAGACCCGGGCCCAGUGGGUGCAGGCGGACCGCCCAGGGCAGCAGUCCCAGUAGGUGCCGCUCCUCGUGCCCAGGGCUCUCCGUCCAGCCCACCGGCCCGGGAGAUGACGGACAGAGGCUCCGACGAACCGGGACCUGGCGACCGGUUUCCCUCGGAGCCUGAGCACCCUCUCGGGCCCCCGAGGCCCACCACGCCCAAGCCCCCCAGCCCUCGGAGCCCCGACGCAGCGAGUGCCAAGUGUCCCAACAGUGUCAGCGCGCUGUCGCUGAGCUCAGCGGACAGCGAGGAUAGGGCCGAGGGGCCCCCCCAGAGGGAGCAAAGUUCCGGGUGCUCUCGGGAGGCCGUGCCAGCCACCUGUGACCAGGGCAAGGAGGACAGCGGCGCCGGCGGCCACUCUCAGCCCAGCCUUGGAGGGGCGGACGGUCCAGAAGACAAGACAGAAGAGGUUGUGACUGAGGGGUCCUGGAGGCAGGCUCCCCCACCGGAGGAAGAGAGGACGGAGGCUCAGAGGAUCCCCAGGAGGAGACUGGGGUCUGGGAGGAGGUCGAGGCCCCGACCACUCUCCGACUAUGGCCAGCUGGUUGCCCGAAGUCUGUCUAUCCCAGAAGAUGCAAUCGCCGUGGACCCCCAGAAAGAGAACACUGUGGACAGUGACCACCAGCCCAGCGUGGCCCCUACAGACCCUGAAGACCAGACUCCUGCUGGGGGCUGUCCCCGGGGGGGCCCGAGAAGACGCCCCAUCUCUGUGAUCGGCGGGGUCAGCUUCUAUGGGAGCAGCCAGACGGAGGAGGGGGAAACCCUCCUGCCCCAACCCGCCACCCGGCCACCCGUGCCCGCACACCAGGUGCCACCCUACAGGGCGGUGUCAGCCCGGCUGCGGCCCUGCGCCUUCUCCCAGAGCACCCCCAUCGGGCUGGACCGUGUGGGACGCCGGCGGCACCUGAGAGCGUCCAACGUUUCUUCCGAUGGAGGUGCGGAGCCGUCUGCCCUAGUGGACGACAACGGCAGCGAGGAGGACUUCAGCUACGAGGACCUGUGUCGGGCCAACCCCCGAUACCUGCAGCCGGGCGGGGAGCAGCUAGCCAUCAACGAGCUGAUCGGCGAUGGCAGCGUGGUCUGCGCGGAGGCCCUAUGGGACCACGUGACCAUGGACGAACAGGAGCUGGGCUUCAAGGCGGGGGACGUCAUCCAGGUCCUGGAGGCUUCGCACAAGGACUGGUGGUGGGGCCGCAGCGCAGACAGGGAGGCCUGGUUCCCGGCCAGCUUCGUACGGCUGCGCGUCAACCAGGAGGAGCUGUCGGAGGGCUCCAGCGGCGGCCCCGGUGAGGAGCAAGAGGAGGACAUGGGUAGGGCCCGCCACAAGCACCCCGAGAGCAAGCAGCAGAUGCGGGCCAACGUGGUCCAGGAGAUCAUGGACACCGAGCGCGUGUACAUCAAGCACCUCCGGGAUAUCUGCGAGGGCUACAUCAGACAGUGUCGCAAGCACACAGCGAUGUUCUCGGUGGCACAACUGGCCACCAUUUUCGGAAACAUUGAAGACAUUUACAGAUUUCAAAGAAAGUUCUUGAAAGACCUUGAGAAGCAGUACAAUAAAGAGGAACCUCAUCUGAGUGAAAUAGGGUCCUGCUUCCUUCAGCACCAAGAGGGCUUCGCCAUCUACUCGGAGUACUGCAACAACCACCCGGGCGCCUGUGCAGAGCUGGCGGGCCUGAUGCAGCAGCGCCGCUACCGCCACUUCUUCGAGGCCUGCCGGUUGCUCCAGCAGAUGAUCGACAUCGCGCUGGAUGGCUUCCUGCUGACGCCCGUGCAGAAGAUCUGCAAGUACCCGCUGCAGCUGGCCGAGCUGCUCAAGUACACCGCGCCGGAGCACAGUGAUUACGACAACAUAAAGGCAGCGUACGAGGCCAUGAAGAACGUCGCCUGCCUGAUCAAUGAGCGGAAACGCAAGCUGGAAAGCAUAGACAAGAUCGCGCGCUGGCAGGUGUCCAUCGUGGGCUGGGAGGGCCAGGACCUCCUGGAGCGCAGCUCGGAGCUGAUCCACUCGGGGGAGCUGACCAGCGUCACGCGGCAGGGCAAGAGCCAGCAGCGCACCUUCUUCCUGUUCGACCACCAGCUGGUGUUCUGCAAGAAGGACCUGCUGCGCAGGGAUGUGCUCUACUACCGCGGCCGCGCCGACACGGACGCCGUGGAGCUGGUGGACCUGGAGGACGGCCGCGACGGCGCCCGCGGGCCGGGCCUCAGGAACGCCUUCAGGCUGGUCAGCCCGACGGGCGACGAGGUGCACCUGUUCUGCGCCAGGAAGCCCGAGGACAAGGCGCGGUGGCUGCAGGCCUUCAGGGACGAGCGCCGGCGGGUGCAGGAAGACCGGGCGCUGGGAAUGGAAAUUUCGGAAAAUCAGAAGAAACUUGCCAUGUUAAAUGCUCAAAAGGCAGCACACGGAAAGUCAAAAGGCUACGGCGGCUGCCCCGCGGCGCCCCCGCUCCAGAGCCUGCGGCCGGUCCACCAGCGCCACGUCACUGUGCCCAGCAGCCUGCCGCAGCAGCAGGUGUUCGCCCUGGCCGAGCCCAAGAGGAAGCCGUCGCUCUUCUGGCACACCUUCAACAAGCUCGCCCCCUUCAGGAAGUGACGGGGGGGGCGGGGGGCAGCGGCCGGGGACCCGGUGCUGAGAGGCCUCCCGGGCCCCGCUCCAGCCGAGAACAGGACCUGGCCCCGCCUGGGGAAGCAGAGGCCCGGCUGCCCCCUCCGGCUCCGAAGUGAUGCUGGGCGGGGCCCCGGGAGCAUCGCUGAUGACGAGCUGGUCCGGGCUCGGGGCGGGGCCGAGGACGCUGUGCUCCCGGAGGAGCAGGAGGAGGGUUGGGUCACUGGCCUUCCGUCCUGAAGGGGCGGGCAGUGCAGGGGCUGUCCCUCUCCUCUAGUGCGGGGGAGGGGUGCUGCAGCCCCGCAGGGGUCCCAGGGUGCCCUGGCGUCUUCCGAAUCCAUGUCUGGUGGUAGGGAGAUCAGGGCGGCGCCUGCAUGCGGUCCAGGGUCCGAGGUGCACAGACCAGUGCGCCCCAGAGACACGGAGGCUUUCAGGGAGGGGGACCUGCUGCUCCCUGUGUACACAGGUCCUCGCCCGCGUGCCACCCCCUGGGCGGCACUCACGAACCUACUCACACACAUGCGUUUGCAACAGAAACCCUGUUCCCCUUAGUUUGACCAUAAAGUGAACGUGUAGGCACAGCAGCUCAGAAAGCACCCGGUGCCUGUCUGUCUGUCCUUCCUGAUCCAGCAACAGUGACACAGAUGGACCUUCUGCUGCUGCGAAUGCAGGGCACUCCAGGGUCCCACUUCCCGCACGUUCCUCCAUUUGUCACAUGUACCCCAGCAGUAGUGCCAGCUGUGUGGUGAUGCACACGUCGAUAGGUUUCUGAAGAUGUGUUUCUUAUGAAAGGGACCUGACAAAACAGAUCCAGGUCCAGACAGAGCAGUCUUCUCCAGCGAGGUCCACGCGGCUGACACCUGUCGGCGGUCACCCCCCUGCCUCUGUCUCGUCGUAAAUGUUGAUGCAAAUACUUGUAAAGGUGCCAGUAGGAGAGCCGCCCGUCCUCGCGCAGCAGGCGGGGGUCCAGUCAGGCCCUGGCGUUGUCUGCUUGAGAAUCUCUCUGUGAUGCCGAAAGCACGGAAGUCCCUCUUUUCUACCAGGCCCCUGCUUGAGCAUCAACACACCUGUGCUGUCCUCACGGGGGAUACCUGAGCCUCCAGGUGUGGUCCCAGAGCCACCCCCCAGGGAGGUGCUCCCUCUGGGCACCUCGGGCCCCGGAUCCCGGAUGAAGGCCCCUUCUGUGAGGGGGCCUCCCGGGAGGUGCUGUGGCUCCUUGUGUGUGCGUGUGUUUCCUUUUCGAAUAGACAUCUCCAUUCUAGGUGCAUUUAUAUAACUGACCUUUUUUUUACUAACAAGGCAUAAUGAUAUAAUCUUCUCGUGGGGCCCUCCAGCAGAAACCAUGCACUCUGUGCUAAACAGAGUUGUGUGUGUAUAUGACAGUUGUGGACGGUUGGGUUGCUUGGUUGGUUGGUUGUUUUUUUAAUAAAAGAGAAUUACUUUGAGGAAGUAAGGCGAAUCAGUUGCUCAUGUUACAUUUCCAGUGAGGACUUGGCUCCACUGCAGAAGCACCCAGCGGGCCCUCGUCUCCCCUGACCUCCCCCAGUUCCCCCAGCUCCCCCACCCCCAGAACAUGGGGACCAAGGGUUGGAGGUGCUGUCGGCAGCCCUGGUCUGUCUCCUGUCUGAUCCCCAACUCCCUGCUCCCCUCUCUUCUUUCCCCUGGGGCUUCCCGAUGAAGGAGCCAUCAGUGCCCCAGGCUGCCCACCCCCACCCCCCAGUCUCUCCAUACAAGCGGUCGCUUGGUCAGAUGUCCAUCCUAGAUGACUCCUGCUGGGGUUUCCAGGUGAUCUGAAAAAUCACUAAAAUACGUUUCAAAGGAUGUAGCAUCCUUUGACCUCUUUAAAUCUGUGUGUCUGCCUUGGAUUUAUUAGCAGAUGCCUGCAGAAUAGAUGGGCCAGGGUACUGUUUUCACAUUUGCCAAACUUCCUUCUUGAUUCCUUGCGUGUCCCACUUGGAGAGAAAGGGAGUCAAAACAAACAGCCUCCUGUCCAGAUUGUGUAUGGACUUCUCUGGAAAUCUCACUCCCUCUGUCCUGCCUUUUUUUUCUUUUUAACCCUACACUGCAUAAUAUGGGUGGACCUGCCUGCCAGAAAGAUAGAAUAACGUGAUAAAUUUCACUUACUCUGUUACUCAUGUUAAAGUCUCUGCUAACUUUGUUGAAAGACCUGGGAAAUGGCCUCAGGUCCAAAGCAGCAUUCUCAGUUUUGAUGAAGCCUAAAAUGUAGAACAGUCUUGCAAUAGGUUGUGAGCUAUCAUAAAGCAGGAUAUUUCUAAAGCCCUGGAGAAGUAGCAUCCUUGUCUUUGGCUUGCAAACUGGAAGAAGCGGCCGUGAUUUGCCAGCCUCUUCUUGGGACUCAUGUGUUCUCAGUUGAUCUGAUCUUCGCCCUUCUCCCCAUCCAAUGGACCUGAUGUUGGAAACAUCUCCGUCAUCAUCCCCCAUCUGCCCACCCCCACCCCAUUUCUGGAUAUUGCCAUGCCUUUUUAUUCAUACUACAGAGGCUGAGCUCCAUGCCUGUUCAGAAAAUCUCUCAGAUCCUACACCCCUGCUGUCUAGACACAGCAAAAGUGCAUUUAAUCCAAAACCUGUUUCACAACAGGAAUGUUUGGUCGAAGCCACAAACCAGCACUUUAUCAGUUGGGAAUCUCUACAAGCCCAGACUGCUGAUUCUCCACGCAGAUCAACUCGGUUACCCAGCUGGGACACAGCAGCCCAACCACCUGAACCAGGGAAGAAACCAGAGUGUGUAAUGUUUGUCUGGGAGAAGAGAAACAAACGUGUCCCUCACCAUUGAGUGCCAACAAGUGUGGAUCAACGUGGCUUGCUGGCCAGGGAUGCUGGGCACACGACAAGCUGAGACUGCCCUAAAGUUGUCCCCAUAACAAUUUUAACCUACAAAUUGUCUUCCUGUUAAAAUGUCACCUGGCUAAUGCUGUUCUCAGGAUGUAUGCAACAAAGGUGGAAUCCAAGAGACUCUGAAAAUAACGUGUAGAAAACAUCUGAUCUCGGAAAAAACCUGGAACUUAAACACUGGACACACAUAUAGUGACAACAAACUUAACAUUACCUUCUUUGUUGUUUAUUAGAUAUCUGGCACGAAUUUAGAAGAUACUGUAACUGUGAUUUAACAAUUGGUCAAUUUUUUUAUUUUGUAAAUGUCAGCAUCCGUCAUGUUUGACUUACUUACUUUUCAAGGCUUUCCAGGCCCUGUUCCUUCAAUUCCGACUCGUCAACAUCAAGACGGUAUUAUCUGUCGAGGUCAAGUGACAGCUUCCCAACUGAUGACAUAGCUGUUGUCAGCUGACGUGUUGUAUAAGAUUGCUUGUACGACAAGUAUGUACUUUCUCUGAAGUUUUUGUAAAAAAAAUUUUAUUUACAAUGUUAUUUGAAUGAUUUCUUGUAAAUGCUGUGAAUCUAUAUUUGUUGUUUUGUAUCUGUAUAUUAAAGUUAAUUUGUCAAACUGUAGUAAUGCA